UCAGAGCAGUUCUCUUCUCUGGCGUCCUUGCGAGCACCACGAUUUCAUCGGGCUCAAAAUAAAACGUUUGUAAUAGAAGCAGCGAAAGCGCCAUGGAGGCAUUUUUUUCGGGCAAACGAGCGGUGGUCACUGGUGCUGCGCAAGGGAUGGGGGCACGGAUCGCAACUGACUUGGCGAAGUUUGGGGCUACUGUGAUUGCUGUAGACCUCGACGCAGAAAAACUGACUGAACUACAGAAGCAAGUGAGCAACGUUAUUCCAGUGGCCGUAGACUUGUCCGACUGGGAUGCUACACAGCGUGCUUUGGCCGACAUUGGUGACGUCGACUUGCUAGUGAACAACGCUGGCAUCACUAAACUAGAAGCAUUUGGGGAAAUUGAGCCAGAUAGUAUUGACAAAAUUUUUGCCGUGAACUUCAAGGCUGCAGUGAACAUCUCGCAAAUGUGCGUGCGAUCCAUGAAAUCCCGAGGAGUGCCUGGGGCCGUGGUGAAUGUAUCGAGCCAGUCCGCACUUGUGGCGCUACCUGAGCAUGCUGUGUACUGUGGCAGUAAGGCUGCCCUCGACAUGCUUACCAGAGUCAUGGCGCUCGAGCUGGGCCCAUACAAUAUUCGCGUGAAUUCGGUGAAUCCGACCGUUACCAACACCGCCAUGGGCGUGGCCGUUUGGGAGCAAUACCCGGAAAAGGCGGCUACCAUGAAAGGGAAGAUCCCAUUGGGCCGAUUUGCAGAGACAAAGGAAAUAUCAGAUGUGGUGCUCUUUCUUCUCAGCGAUAUGGCAUCCAUGGUAACAGGGGUGGUACUGCCUAUUGAUGGUGGCUACACAGCUGUCUGAAAAUGUAUUUUCUGCUAGACAAUAUGCUUUCAGUGAAGUGAACGCGUAGAAUGAAUAAAAUUUUCCAAAGAGGAUGUACAUUGGGUUGUUGUGCGAAUAAAUUGAAAGUAAUUUAUUUU
Molecule: messenger RNA, 949 nt
Organism: Rhipicephalus microplus (southern cattle tick)
Lineage: Eukaryota; Metazoa; Arthropoda; Arachnida; Ixodida; Ixodidae
Product: L-xylulose reductase
Biological process (GO): glucose metabolic process; xylulose metabolic process
Molecular function (GO): carbonyl reductase (NADPH) activity; L-xylulose reductase (NADPH) activity
Source: RefSeq, a predicted model, not a curated record